GAACAACAGGCUCAACACACACAUGCACGCGCACGCAUAAGCACAUACACACCAUCUCUCCAGCGUGUUGAUUUAUGGAAACAAUUAUAAUUCUGGUGGAGUCUUUCUGAGCUGAGAAAGUUUGUAGCUACACUAGAGUGUCUCAUGUUGCAAAAAGGAGACAACAGAAAUGGAGUACUUGGGUAUCCAGCUCUUAUCAACAGGAACAAUGCAAGCAGCAAAUUCAAGUAGUAAAGAAGGUCACAACAACAAAGGUUUCCAUAACUUGUGUCUUUAAAGGAUAUUCUGACUGAAGAGAUAUUUAAGAAGCUCUUCUAUUUCGCCAUUAACUAUUAAGGAAUAACAAUCAGAAUUCUAGAAGAGGGAGCAAUCUCAUUUAAAUGAAUCUGUAACUCGUAAAGACAGAAGGCAGGUCGGUGACCUAAGAGCGACAGUCUACUUGAGAUUUAAUUUUCAUUAUGUUGUUCAUGAACACCCAGAACACUGCACUAUAAUGCACAAAUGGAUACUGACAUGGAUCCUGCCAAUUUUGCUCUACAGAUCAUACUUUUACAUUAUCUUUCUAAUGGGCACUAUAUCUUUAGCUUGCAAUGACAUGACUCCAGAGCAAAUGGCUACAAAUGUGAACUGUUCCAGCCCUGAGCGACAUACCAGAAGCUAUGAUUAUAUGGAAGGGGGGGAUGUAAGAGUGAGAAGACUUUUCUGUCGAACUCAGUGGUAUAUGAGGAUUGAUAAGCGAGGCAAAGUGAAAGGGACAAGAGAAGCAAACAACAACUACAGUAUUCUAGAAAUCCGAACGGUGGCAGUUGGAAUAGUGGCAAUCAAAGGAGUGGAAAGUGAAUACUUUCUGGCAAUGAACAAGUCAGGACGACUCUAUGGAAAGAAGGUAUGCAACGAGGACUGCAACUUCAUCGAGCUGAUUGAAGAAAACCAUUACAAUACAUAUGCUUCUGCAAAAUGGACACACAAAGGAAAGGAGAUGUUUGUUACACUAAACCACAAAGGGGUUCCAAUGAAAGGUAAAAAAACAAAGAAAGAACACAGAGCAUCCCACUUUCUUCCUCUGGCAAUAUCCUAAUCACAAAUGAUCUAUAAAGAACUAGUUCCAGCAGGAAGAUUAAUUUUAAGAAGACUUUGACAAGAUACCAAGAGAGGCUGGAAUACUACUGAGAAACUGAACAAGCUGGACUUGCGCAUUUAUGUUUAUUUUUAAGAGACUACAUGAAAAAGAUUUGAAAAUAUACACAAAUCCAGAUUUACUAACUAAAAGUUGUAAAAAAUUCUAAAGAGUUGUACAAUCAUUAUCUUAGUCAUUGUAACUGGGUAGUUUCUUAAAUUAAUUUACCCUGAAGAAUAAGUCAUUACUUGAUUAUCUGAUAAUAUUUUAUUUAAAAAACUAUCUGCUUCUUAAAUAUGGCUGCUAUAAUAAUAAUAAGCAGAUGAUAAUGUUGUGUAAAAUAUGUCAGACUUUAAGGCUGCUGGAAUGAGUUGUCAGAUUAUCAAGUCAAUAGAAAAUGUGGAGGCUGAGCAGUAUUUUAAAUACUUCCCCCAAGAAACUGAUAUCCUAUACAUAAACUAUAUGAUCAAAAAAUAUAAUCUUGUAAAUGUUUAUUGUUGUAUUCAGAUAA
Molecule: messenger RNA, 1628 nt
Organism: Hirundo rustica (Barn swallow)
Lineage: Eukaryota; Metazoa; Chordata; Aves; Passeriformes; Hirundinidae
Gene: FGF7
Product: fibroblast growth factor 7
Exons: 4
Coding region: 494-1078 (194 amino acids)
Biological process (GO): fibroblast growth factor receptor signaling pathway; cell differentiation; positive regulation of epithelial cell proliferation
Cellular component (GO): cytoplasm
Molecular function (GO): type 2 fibroblast growth factor receptor binding; growth factor activity
Source: RefSeq, a predicted model, not a curated record